Molecule: messenger RNA, 1045 nt
Organism: Gavia stellata (red-throated loon)
Lineage: Eukaryota; Metazoa; Chordata; Aves; Gaviiformes; Gaviidae
Gene: ANKRD37
Product: ankyrin repeat domain 37
Exons: 5
Coding region: 23-820 (265 amino acids)
Molecular function (GO): protein binding
Source: RefSeq, a predicted model, not a curated record
GCCUGCUCCGCGACGGGAGGCGAUGUUGAUGCUGGACUGCAAUCCAGAGUCUGAUAGUUUCAGCAAUCUGUUCGAGGCAGGAACUGGUGUGAACGCACCUGCAGAUGCCUUUGGUCAGUCUCCAGCUCACUUGGCUGCUUGUGCCGGUGAAGCUUUUUUCCUACUUUGGCAACUACAGACAGGAGCGAAUUUGAACCAACAGGAUUGCCUUGGAGAAGCCCCAAUUCAUAAAGCAGCGAAAGUCGGGAGUUUGGAAUGUCUUGCUCUCCUUGUUGCUGGUGAUGCCAGAAUUGACUUGUGCAACAACAGAGGACAAACAGCAGCAGACCUGGCACUGGCUUACGGCUUUCUGGAAUGUGCCAAGUUCCUCACAACAAUUCAGCACACUCAGACAAUGAAAUUGAGAGGACAGUCUAGCUACUCACCAAGUGACAAACAUGGCUUGCCAAGAGAGGCUCCAGCUGCACAGAAACAAGAAAGCAAAACCAGCAGAUGCAUAAGCAGGAAGAGGAGAAGAUCAGAUGUGGUUAACCUUUUGAAAAGCCAAAGAAAGCCUGUGUGCCUGCUUCUCAAGUGCCUGGAGAGAUGGAUUAAAUGCAGAUGGAAUACAAAACUGGAACUCUUGGAAACGGUGCCUUUAAAUAAUGGAUUGAGUACUCGUGUUGCUGGUGCAGCUGUGAAGUCCUAUUUCCAUAAAGAGUUAGAGAUACUAGCUGGAAAUAAGCCCAAGACAAAAAUGCUAUCCACUGCCAGUGACCAGCUGAAAAAGAUGCAUGACACCACUUCUUCUCAUCAUGGUAGUAACAUUGGCUUUUCAUAGUCCUAAAAAACAUUGGUGCUCCCUUGUAGCAGCACUAUGAACAAUCCUAGCCAGUUCACAAAGGAAUCUGUUCUAUAUUCUUAUGUGCAGGAAUAAAAACCUUCAUACUGGCAGGGCCUGCCACAGCUGCUAUAAAUAGUAGGUGGAUCAUCUGCAAAUACAAGCUCUGGAACAAAAAAAGAUUAAAAUUGGCUGUAUAAAGCUUCAGAAAAUAUUGAAGAACCA